AUGUUCAUUGCAUUAUUAGCACUUACUGCUUUUGCUGCUGCUGAAAAUAUUUAUGAAUAUGGAACAUGUUAUUUUGAUAACACAGGCUCCAAAAAAUUAACUCAUGUCCCAGCUACAGACAGUGAACCAGCAAAAAUCAAGAUCACUUCUUAUACUACUACCACUGAUUGUUCUGGUGAACAACCAACUGAACAACUUAUGGAUAUUACUGCAAAAGCAGACAUUAGUUCAAGUACUACUGGAACUAUUUAUUUGUAUAAUGAAGAACCAGAUAAAAUGAGUGAUGAAUGUAGUUUAAUUAAUAAUCAAGUAUAUUCAGAUGAUAAAUGUACUAAACCAACUACUAAUAUGGUUACAUAUAGUUGUAAUGUCUCAACUAAGAAUUGUAAUAAAGUAAGUAAUACUGAAUUUUAUAUGAAAUCAGAAAAUAAAGUUGGAUAUUUUGGAGUAUUUUAUUAUAAAGAUGAAAAUUGUACUGAAGAACUUGGAUUUGGAGCUCAAAUGUAUAAAUGCGGAAUGUGUGUUCCACAACAACCAAAUGGUGAUAAAUACGUUAAAUAUGAAUGUGAAGAUGAAUGUCAGAAUAAACCUAAUGAUGAUGGAUCAAUUGCUACCAUUGUUGCAUUCAUUGCCAUUGCUCUUUUCUUCGUUUUUUAA
Entamoeba histolytica HM-1:IMSS is the source of this 657-nucleotide messenger RNA. RefSeq lists its product as uncharacterized. Bases 1 to 657 code for a protein of 218 amino acids. The record is from RefSeq and is a predicted model, not a curated record. The transcript is spliced from 2 exons. Lineage: Eukaryota; Evosea; Mastigamoebida; Endamoebidae.